This is a messenger RNA of Rhagoletis pomonella (apple maggot), 990 nucleotides long. RefSeq names its product UDP-glycosyltransferase UGT4-like. The transcript has 6 exons. Lineage: Eukaryota; Metazoa; Arthropoda; Insecta; Diptera; Tephritidae. The record is from RefSeq and is a predicted model, not a curated record. Bases 1 to 990 code for a protein of 329 amino acids. Gene Ontology annotation, molecular function: UDP-glycosyltransferase activity.
AUGUGCGUGACUUUGCAUCAGAGCGUGCAAUUGCAGCUACCAAUGGCGAAAACAAUCACCACAUAUUGUUCCAGAAUUCUCGUCGGUCUACUGGCAUUCGCUAUGCUUGCGGAUCAAGCACCUUCAACAGAUGGCGCCAGAAUACUUGCAGUCUACGCAGCUGAGACCGUAAGUCACUACCAGAUGCAUCGAACUCUAAUUAGCGAGUUAGUGAAACACGGCCAUGAGGUCACUAUGAUAACCGCAAUCACGCUUGAACCACUCAAAUUGGGCAGCAACUAUACAGAGAUACUCAUUGAACCAGCGUUUGAUUCAUGGAAGUUUGUUAAGGAAAUUAUCGGGAAAAAAACAAACCUAGAAAUGGAAAAUAGUUUAUCGACUUAUUUUGAAAUCAUAAAGUAUGUGGCUGUGCUAGGUAACGAACACACGUUAAAGCAGCCAAAAGUACAGGCUCUUAUAAAUGCCAAAAGAACAGAAGGCGUUUACGAUCUGCUACUGGUAGAGCAAUUGCAUCAAGAAGCCUUUCUUGCCUUGGCCCACGUCUACAAAAUACCCGUUGUCAGUUCAGCCACAUUUGCACAACAAAAUUACAUGAGCCAAAUGUUCGGCUAUGUGACACCUUGGUCGCAUGUGCCUAUGGAAUUUCUAGCAUUUUCUGAUCGCAUGAGCUUUUGGGAACGCGCUCUAAAUAGCCUUUGCUCACUUCGCCUUGAUUUAUUCCGUGAAUUUGAGUAUUUUCCGAAAAUGGAUGCGCUUGUGCAGAAAUACUUUGGACAUUUGCCAAUUGAAUUCCCCAGUGUUUCGGCGAUGGAGAAGAAUCACUCUGCUAUAUUAAUCAACAACUACACACCAUUAGCGUUCGCUGAACCUAAAAUGGACAACAUGAUUUUUGUCGGUGGUUUGCACAUCAAUCCACCAAAGCCACUACCCACCGAUUUGCAGAAAUUCUUAGAUGACGCAGAACAUGGUGCUAUUUACUUCAAUCCCUAA